Molecule: messenger RNA, 899 nt
Organism: Triticum aestivum (bread wheat)
Lineage: Eukaryota; Viridiplantae; Streptophyta; Magnoliopsida; Poales; Poaceae
Exons: 2
Coding region: 196-714 (172 amino acids)
Source: RefSeq, a predicted model, not a curated record
CCGCUCACCGAGGUUCAGGGGAGCGACGAAAAACUCGAUCUCAGGCGGCAGGCCCAGACCACACAGCGGAUAAGCUCAAACUCGUACUCGUACUGCUCCUGCUCUGCUUUGUCCCCUCUCGCUCUGUAUUGAGCUCACACGAGCAGGGAAAGGAACUCCAUCGAUCUGAGAGAGAGCUGCUCUGCCGUUUCGGCCAUGGCUGCACGAGCGCUGACCGCUGCCGGCCGCCGGGUGGCCGGCCAGAGCCAGACCAGGCCUACGCCUUUUCUCGCCUCCUCCAGGAGCGGGGCCAGCAUGAACCACUCCUCGGCCAGCGCGCAGCGUGAGGACGAGCGCGGGGACGCCCAUGGUCCGGCGGCGGAGGCGAUGACCGGGGCGCAGGUGGAGGCCGCGCUGAACCGCAAGAACGUCGAGGUGCUCCAGGGCGAGGAGGAGCAGGUCGCCACGGUGCUGCCAGACGAGACCAUCGGCGAGGGCGCGCUGGACAGCGGCGAGGACGCAUCGUGGGUGCCCGACCAGGACACGGGCGUCUUCGUCCCUGCCGAUGACGGCCACGGCGGGGGCGCGCAUCCCGCCCCACCGCAGCACCUGUACGGAGGCGUGGGCGGGUCAGCGUCGGUGCUGGACCAGGCGGUGUUCGUCCGAGAGGAGAUGGAGGACGUGGAGAGACCGGCCAUGGACCUCACCCAUGCCAACGGCGGCAGCAACAACUAAAUUAGUUAUCCAUGGUAGAAUUACUAGCUAGUAGAAGAAUAAAUCCCAUGGAUGCAUCUCUCGAAGCCUGUAGUAAUAAAAGGCUCUCGGUUCACUGCUGCUAAUCAGUAGGAUCAUCUGAUGUGGCACCUCUUAUAGCCAACUUAUGCCCCCCUAUUAUACUUGCCCUUACUGACCUAGUGAUA